GCUCUUACAGAACAUCCGGGGAACAGGACACAGGGAGUCCCAGCACAGGACAGGGGUUUGCUGGACAAUACUGGAAGUGAGGUGAUUUUGUCUCUGUGCUGGAUGACUGGAGAGGACAUGGGCAGAGCUGGACUGGACUAACCCCCUGCUUAAGGCAUUUUUCCCUCCCUCUCUCUCUCUUUCUCUCUCUCUCUCCUUCCUUCCCUCUCUCCCUGUGCGUGGUGGAACAAGAGAAGGUGGGAGAUCCAGGACAGAGACUCUUAAGUGGAGUUCGUACGGAGGUGGGUCAGUGCUGAACCUGCCUACAGCUGCCCUGGGACGCACCACACAGCUGUUCUUUGUCCUCACGCUCUUCCUCUCCCCCACACGCUCUCUCGCGCUCUCUCUCUCACUCUCGUCCUCUCUUCCUCUCCCCCACACGCUCUCUCUCUCUCUCUCUCUCUCUCUCUCGCUCUCUCCCUCUGCGCCUGUUUGCUAACCCUGAACAUGGAGCCCAACAGUCCCAAGAAGAUCCAGUUUGCUGUGCCACCUUUUCAGAGCCAUCUGGACCCUCAGGCAGCAGAACAUAUACGCAAGCGGAGACCCACUCCAGCAACACUCGUUAUUUAUAACGACCCCAGUGCAUCAGCAGAUGAAAAGCAGACCACGAGCACCCUGGCCGAGACCCAGUCUGCCCAACUGUCUCCAGCCCAGAGGAAGACAAGUGUCUACACACCGCCCACCAUGAGAGGUAAAGAACCAUCAGACAUUCAGCGCGCCAGCCAGGAGGAGUGUUACCCCCCCAGAUGCUCCCAGUCCCCACUGGCCACGCUAUCUGAGGAGCCAGCACACACACCACGUCGACACAAAGACACACCUUACCAGCAUCAGCCACUUGUCUCAGCAGGCCUGAAGACAGCGAAAGGCCAGGCAGAGUCUUCCUCGGCAUUUCUGGAGGAUGAAGAGGAGCUUCAGUAAGGAGAGUAACCAGCAGCCAGAGAGAACACAAAUUAAGGUUUAAUUAGUAAGCAAGGGAUUGGAAUGGUACGAUCCAAAAUGGUACGAUCCACCUGUCUAACACCUCCCACCGUGUUCUUAUUUGUCUGUUUUGCUUUAAUUUCUUUUCUCUUCGUGUGAGGGUUGUAAAAUUGGCAGAGAGGUCUUUAGUUUUUUUCUCUGAAUAUACUUCUUGUUUUAUUAUUACUUGAUGAUUAACAAAUUACCGUCUUUUUCUUAAAUCAUCUCAUAUUUUCUCAAUUUUAGUCUAUCCAUGUAGAGCUAGGGGGCUCACGCGAGAAACAUCAUAGACGGCGUGACCAUGAACUGAUAAUCUCUGUUUGGUAAUCUCAUUUCUGAUCACUCCAGAUCAACCCCUCAAUGCCGUAUGUUUGUAGUACAGACGGUUUAAUACACACAAACACAUACACACACACACCAGCAUGGUCUUCUGCACAAGAUUAUUCCAAUGUCUAGGAAUAAACAGAACAAAAUAUACUUGUGCUACUAUAUUACAUCGACACUUUAUUCUGGAGGUAAAACACGUCAUAACCUGAAGAAAGGAACUGUUACAGCAUUGGUUAGCCUGGUGCAAUAGUGCUUAAACUGUUGUCUUGUAAUUUCAAGGGAUUACAAAAAUGCUUAAAUUUGUAAUCUAACUGAAAUUGCAUGCCGUUUAUAUUUUGGGGGUGUUAGAUUUAAAGAAAACUAAAUGUAUUUUUAUAGCACAACUAUUAAAACAGCUGUAAUCGAUGUUAUAUUUCUUGCAAAUCUACGGCAGACACUGAAGGAGUCCGCACCUUCCCAGUGAUCACACGCUCCGCCUCCCUAAAGUGACGUUUCCUGAUUGGUUAAUACAGCGAACAUUGAUGAUUAUUCUUUUUUGUUUGCUGAUUACGAUGGCAGGACAGUCAUGGUACCUUAUUUUUUUCUGAGCAACUUGCCUCAUAGCUAUAAGGAUAUAAAGGCUUCAGUUUCACUAAUGUGUUCUUUAAAAAAAUCUCCAUUAUGGUAGCUUUAAGGUGAAUUAUUUUCAGGCUGAAGUUUCAUGUUGACGAACCAUGUCUGCUUCAGUGGCGUUGAAACGUAUCUACAACAGUAACCUUAUUUUCCUAUCGGAUGGUCUGCAAUUUUGUGCAUUAAACAGAAAUAAACUGGCUUUAUUGUUUCUU
Electrophorus electricus (electric eel) is the source of this 2147-nucleotide messenger RNA. It is a transcript of the gene ppp1r1c, whose product is annotated as protein phosphatase 1, regulatory (inhibitor) subunit 1C. Gene Ontology annotation, biological process: intracellular signal transduction. Gene Ontology annotation, cellular component: cytoplasm. Gene Ontology annotation, molecular function: protein phosphatase inhibitor activity. The record is from RefSeq and is a predicted model, not a curated record. Lineage: Eukaryota; Metazoa; Chordata; Actinopteri; Gymnotiformes; Gymnotidae.